GAAGAGAGGAGAGUGAUGGAAAUUGUAAUCAUAUAUGCAUCUUCAGAUCUUGUACUAUAUAAAGAGGUCAAGUGUGAAGCCAUUUUCUUGCCUCAUCAGAGAUACAUCACAUUAGUUGAUCACAAUAUCCAAUAUCCAAUAUCCAAUAUCCAAUAUCCAUCCAUGGGGCUAAGUGGGAAGCUGGUGUCUCAAAUAGACAUCAAAUGCGAUGGAGACGUUUUCCAUGAGAUCUUCAGAGAGAGACCACACCACAUCUCCGGCAUGACCCCUCAUAACAUUCAAAACUGCGAUUUGCAUGAAGGCCAAUGGGGAACUGUCGGCUCUGUCAUUUAUUGGAACUACACCCAUGAUGGUAAGGAGAAGGUUGCGAAAGAGAUAAUUGAAGCUAUAGAUGAGGAGAAGAAGUCGGUGACAUUCAAAGUGAUAGAAGGAGAUCUUAUGGAGCUGUACAAGACUUUCAAAUUGACCGUUCAUGUGGACACCAAUGGGGACGACAACCUCGUCACUUGGACCCUAGAGUACGAGAAACUGAGCGAGGAUGUUCCUGACCCCCACACACUCAUGGAGUUCUGCCUCAAUGUUACCAAAGACAUUGAGAAACACCAUGUCCCUCACCUUCAUAAUCAGUAAUUACAUUUACAAAUAUUUUCGUCACGUCCGAGAGCUGCCCGACUGCAACUAUAUAUUUCCUUCUUAUUAUUAGUGCAAGUACUGGUCAUCCACAUGCAGAUCUAGACAGCUCUUUCAGAAAUAAGUAUGCUAUUGCUGUAUGUUUGUUGUUGUCUGGUCAAGUGGGUGAUGGUGUGUGAAUAAACCAGAGUGGUCGUGUCUCGUGUGUUGACAAUUUCUUUCUUGCUUCGGUAUGAGGUAUUUGUAUAAUAACGACUUAUAUAUAUAUAUGGGAUUGAUGAUUAAUUACA
Sesamum indicum (sesame) is the source of this 920-nucleotide messenger RNA. RefSeq names its product kirola. The record is from RefSeq and is a predicted model, not a curated record. Lineage: Eukaryota; Viridiplantae; Streptophyta; Magnoliopsida; Lamiales; Pedaliaceae. Gene Ontology annotation, biological process: defense response.